AUUUGUGUGUGUGUGGUCCUGGCAGCGGCUGGAGUGCAGGAGGUCAACGAAAAUUCAAUACAAGGCAAGGCACAUCGGAGGCCAAUCAUGUCGUUCAGGACUUCUGAUAUUGGCCAUUAAAGUUUUUUUGGACGCUCCAGCCAGGUUCGCCAGAGCCCGAGAGGGCGGUGUGUCAAAUGUAGGGGAUUCUCACAACCGCUCCCCCUCCCCCAAAAAACUACGAAGAAGCUUUUGCCAACGAAGGCAGUUUUGAUCCUGAGAAGAACAAAACGUCCAGGUUUGCCUUUUAUGAGCCUGCUGGGUCUCCCCUCCGGUGCCACAUCCUUUUGUACCCUUUAAAAUAACGCCCCCAAGAAGAAUUAAGAGAAAGGGGGGUACUUUGGGCAUGCCAAGUACUGGUGAGAGAACCAAACCCCCCUGCCUUCUCCACCCCCCCUGGAGCAGCGCCCCCCAUUUUUAUAGGGGGAGCAGUUGAGACUUUCCAGGAAUCUCCCCCCCUGCUUCUCUGAGCUCCUCCAGAGCGGAAGGUUCGUGUCCAAGAACCGGAUUAUUUCUAAACCAACUUGUGGCAUUUCUCCAGUUUGGGGGAGGGGAGGCGGGAAGGGCGAGGGUCGUUUUGCACCGUUAUUACGGGCCAGCGGGUUGCUGUGAAUUUUAACCGGGUCUUGCCCGUGAAUUUUAACCAGGUCUUGCUCCGGAUCCAUUUUUUUUUCUAAACACAAUCUUUUUUCGUGGGGAGGCACUAGCCACCAAGCGGCCCCCCGGUUGCUCGUCCCUCCUCCUCCCCCCCGCCGCUGGCUGGCAAGGGAAGGCACAUACAUGUUCAUACCAACCGGUGUGAUCGUGGUCUGGUGCUGCUGCUGCGGGUUGCUGAGUCCCAGACAGAUGUUGCGCCAUCAGAGCCUCCUCAAAUGCCGCUGCCGCAUGCUGUUCAAUGACCUGAAGGUCUUCCUGCUCCGGCGACCCCCGCCGCCCUCGCCUCCCCUGCCCAUGAACAGCGCCGAGCACCCCCUGGGCUCGCAGGCGGCCAAUAACAACACCCUGCCCGCGCUGCAUGGAGGGCGAGGGGGGGGCUGGAGGGCGCCGGCUGCCGGGGGGGGCGGCCCGGCCAGCCCGCCCGAGGAGGAGUGGACCAGCCCGGCCGGCGAGCCCCUCACCUCCACCAUGAGCAGCGCUUCCUCGGAGGACUUCUGCAAAGGGAAGGCGGAGGACAGGUACUCGCUGGGCAGCAGCCUGGACAGCGGCAUGAGGACCCCGCUCUGCCGGAUCUGCUUCCAGGGCCCUGAGCAGGGGGAGCUGCUGAGCCCGUGCCGGUGCGACGGAUCGGUGAAGUGCACGCACCAGCCUUGUCUGAUCAAAUGGAUCAGCGAGAGGGGCUGCUGGAGCUGCGAGCUGUGUUACUACAAGUAUCACGUCAUCGCCAUAAGCACAAAGAACCCUCUGCAGGUAAAGUGGCAGGCCAUCUCUCUGACAGUCAUCGAGAAGGUUCAGAUAGCAGCCGCCAUCUUGGGUUCCCUCUUCCUCAUCGCCAGUAUCUCGUGGCUCAUCUGGUCGACCUUCAGUCCUUCCGCCAAGUGGCAGCGCCAGGACCUGCUCUUCCAGAUCUGCUAUGGAAUGUACGGCUUCAUGGACAUUGUCUGUAUAGGUCUAAUAAUACAUGAAGGGCCCUCAGUUUACCGGAUUUUCAAACGGUGGCAGGCGGUAAAUCAGCAGUGGAAAGUGUUGAACUAUGACAAAACAAAAGAUAUGGAGGACCAAAAAACAGGGACCAGGACAAAUGUCCGAACCUCCUCCCAAACCAACCAUUCGUCCUCCACCGGUGGUACAGCCAGCAACUCCGCUCCUACCGACAACGGGGUCCGAGGCACAAACCACACCACCGGCACCCUGUCCGACCACCACUGUGCUUACACCAUCUUGCAUAUACUCAGCCAGCUGCGGCCUCACGAACAGAGAAGCCAGUCUAGCACUAACAGAGAGCUUGUCAUGCGGGUCACAACGGUCUGAGGGAAAGAAUUCAGGAGGCCUUACCACAAAGCGGAGGAGACAAAGCACUCAAGAGCAGUGAUGCAUGGUGUGCCUUUAAUUUUUCUGGCUAGCUGCGCAAGGUGGAGAAGCAGCUCUUGGCCAACGGAGGAAGGAGGUAGAGGCAGAGGUGCACACACAUGCUGAAGAGGUUAACGUUUUCCAGCCAGUCAAUAUUAUUUUUUAAAAUAAAAACAAACCAAGUGCAAUAUGGACUAACAAAUGACUGGGCAGAGUUUUGGAGAAGCAGAGUCAGAGCCGGUAUUAGCAUGUCUUACAAGUUUUAUUAGCUGGGAUGGGUAAUGUUCUUCAAACACACAAACACACACACACACACAGAGCGUGGGAUUCUAACAGCGAGAAGGGGAAUGAAGGAGGCGAUGUAUUUAGAGGAGUUUUCGGAUGGUGUUAAGCAGGGGUGUGAUCCAUCGUUUUGUUUCAUAAAUCAUGUGGGAGCCUUGUAUUAUUCACGAUAGCGUCUUUCCACUGAAAUGGCUGAGGAUUUUUCAGUUUUGAUAUUAAACAAAAAAACCUGUCCAGAUUUCACCCAAAGCAAAAACCCCUGAUGUCAGAUGCUCCCGCUAGGGGUUCGGAGCCUGGUUUUGAGAGACGGUUUGACCGACAUUUUGGGGCAACAUUUGUACAAAGACACUGUGGGUGUUUGAAGCACAAGUCCUGGUACGAUGCCCCCAAAUCCCACCUCCAAACCUUCCCGCUCACAAAAACCAUCCUCCAGGGAGAUUUUGACAAAGGCAGCUGCUCCGGGUUAAUUUCUGCUCAUACCUCAUCCCCCUAUUUGCUAACACUAGGCCAGUCCCACGUCCACAGUUUCUCCUGCAUCUGUGAUUCAGAUACUCCUAAGAGGAGGGGGGGGUUUUAACCUGUAUUUCCCUGCUGCUCAGUUUGCAAGAGUCUCACUCGAUGUUGUAGGUUAAGCUCUCGAUAUCCAGUUUGAGGAAUGAUUGAAUGGAAGACACUAAACGAUAAGCUAACAAAGACUUAGUCUGAAGAGAGAACGCAGUCUCUGAGGGUGUGUCUAGACUACACCUCUCUGUCGACAGAGAGAAGUAGAUUAGGCACAUUGAAA
Pelodiscus sinensis (Chinese soft-shelled turtle) is the source of this 3112-nucleotide messenger RNA. The record is from RefSeq and is a predicted model, not a curated record. NCBI's taxonomy places the organism in Eukaryota, Metazoa, Chordata, Testudines, Trionychidae.